AUGGCGAAGAAGAACGCCGAGAACGGCAUCUACAGCGUGUCCGGAGACGACAAGAAGGGUCCGCUGAUCGCGCCCGUGCCCGACGGGGCCCCGGCCAAGGGCGAUGGCCCCGCCGGCCUGGGGGCGCCUGGCGGCCGCCUCGCCGUACCUCCGCGUGAGACCUGGACCCGCCAGAUGGACUUCAUCAUGUCGUGCGUGGGCUUCGCCGUGGGCCUGGGCAACGUGUGGCGCUUCCCCUACCUGUGCUACAAGAACGGCGGAGGUGUGUUCCUUAUUCCCUACAUCCUGAUCGCCCUGAUUGGAGGAAUCCCCAUUUUCUUCUUGGAGAUCUCACUGGGCCAGUUCAUGAAGGCCGGCAGCAUCAAUGUCUGGAACAUCUGCCCCCUGUUCAAAGGCCUGGGCUACGCCUCAAUGGUGAUCGUCUUCUAUUGCAACACCUACUACAUCAUGGUGCUGGCCUGGGGCUUCUACUACCUGGUGAAGUCCUUCACCACCACGCUGCCCUGGGCCACGUGUGGCCAUACCUGGAACACUCCCGACUGUGUGGAGAUCUUCCACCAUGAAGACUGUGCCAAUGCCAGCCUGGCCAACCUCACAUGUGACCAGCUUGCUGAUCGCCGGUCCCCCGUCAUCGAGUUCUGGGAGAACAAAGUCUUGCGGCUCUCCAGGGGACUGGAGGUGCCAGGUGCCCUCAACUGGGAGGUGACCCUGUGUCUGCUGGCCUGCUGGGUGCUGGUCUACUUCUGUGUCUGGAAGGGGGUCAAGUCCACAGGAAAGAUCGUGUACUUCACCGCUACGUUCCCCUACGUGGUCCUCGUGGUGCUGCUGGUACGUGGAGUGCUGCUGCCUGGCGCCCUGGAUGGCAUCAUCUACUAUCUCAAGCCUGACUGGUCGAAGUUGGGGUCCCCUCAGGUAUGGAUAGAUGCCGGGACCCAGAUUUUCUUCUCUUAUGCCAUUGGCCUAGGGGCCCUCACGGCCCUCGGCAGCUACAAUCGAUUCAACAACAACUGCUAUAAGGACGCCAUCAUCCUUGCACUCAUCAACAGCGGGACCAGCUUCUUCGCUGGCUUCGUGGUCUUCUCCAUCCUGGGUUUCAUGGCUGCGGAGCAAGGCGUGCACAUCUCCAAGGUGGCAGAGUCAGGGCCUGGCCUGGCCUUCAUCGCUUACCCCCGGGCCGUCACGCUGAUGCCCGUGGCCCCACUCUGGGCUGCCCUGUUCUUCUUCAUGCUGCUGCUGCUGGGCCUUGACAGCCAGUUUGUAGGUGUGGAAGGCUUCAUCACAGGCCUGCUGGACCUCCUCCCGCCCUCCUACUACUUCCGUUUCCAAAGGGAGAUCUCCGUGGCCCUCUGCUGUGCUCUCUGCUUUGUCAUCGACCUCUCCAUGGUGACUGAUGGUGGGAUGUACGUCUUCCAGCUGUUUGACUACUACUCGGCCAGUGGCACGACCCUGCUCUGGCAGGCCUUCUGGGAGUGCGUGGUGGUUGCCUGGGUAUACGGAGCUGACCGCUUCAUGGACGACGUGGCCUGCAUGAUCGGGUACCGGCCUUGCCCCUGGAUGAAAUGGUGCUGGUCCUUCUUCACCCCGCUGGUCUGCAUGGGCAUCUUUAUCUUCAACGCUGUGUACUCCGAGCCACUGGUCUACAACAACACCUACGUGUACCCGUGGUGGGGCGAAGCCAUGGGCUGGGGCCUGGCGCUCUCCUCCAUGCUGUGUGUGCCCCUCCACGUGCUGGGCCGCCUCCUCACGGCCAAGGGGACCAUGACUGAGCGCUGGCAGCACCUGACGCAGCCCAUCUGGGGCCUCCACCACUUGGAGUACAGAGCUCAGGACUUGGAGGUCAGGGGCCUGACCACCCUGACCCCAGUGGCUGAGAGCAGCAAGGUGGUGGUGGUAGAGAGCGUCAUGUGA
Molecule: messenger RNA, 1908 nt
Organism: Pipistrellus nathusii (Nathusius's pipistrelle)
Lineage: Eukaryota; Metazoa; Chordata; Mammalia; Chiroptera; Vespertilionidae
Source: the annotation of a GenBank genome assembly